GAGGUCGAGCAUCACUGUCACUCUCCCGAUAUGACUUGUAAGGUACUGUUCCUCGCCGCCCUCGUGGCCCUCACCCUGGCCAGCCCUGAGUAUGGGCGGCCCGGCCCAGUGGAUCCUCCCAGGUACGACUUCAACUACGCCGUGAAAGAUUUCAACGGCAACGACUUCGGUCACCAAGAAUCUCGUGACGGCUACAACACCCAGGGCAACUAUUACGUUCAACUUCCCGACGGUCGUCUCGAGAGAGUAAAUUACUACGUCAACGGCGACUCUGGCUUCGUAGCUCAAGUUGAGUAUGAGGGCGAGGCCCAGUACCCCGCCUACCAGCCCUCACCUUCAUAUGGGCCAUCACCAUCUUACCAGCCUGAACCCAGCUAUGGCUAGUCUGACGAACUGGGAAGUAGACUAAUUUGAACAAAAAUAUACUUUUACUAAGCGAAAUGUAAUCAUUAUGAUAGAAUAAAGAUAUAAUUAUCUUAAAA
This is a messenger RNA of Homarus americanus (American lobster), 482 nucleotides long. Its product is annotated as cuticle protein 19.8-like. The transcript has 3 exons. The record is from RefSeq and is a predicted model, not a curated record. Bases 31 to 384 code for a protein of 117 amino acids. NCBI's taxonomy places the organism in Eukaryota, Metazoa, Arthropoda, Malacostraca, Decapoda, Nephropidae. Gene Ontology annotation, cellular component: extracellular matrix.